Messenger RNA from Hyla sarda, 1002 nucleotides. RefSeq names its product ER membrane protein complex subunit 3-like. Gene Ontology annotation, biological process: protein folding in endoplasmic reticulum. The transcript is spliced from 8 exons. The record is from RefSeq and is a predicted model, not a curated record. Lineage: Eukaryota; Metazoa; Chordata; Amphibia; Anura; Hylidae. Gene Ontology annotation, cellular component: EMC complex; membrane. The coding region runs from base 143 to 895 and encodes 250 amino acids.
GCAGGCUCUGACGUCACGGAGCGCUCCUCCAGUCACAUGACUAGUAAUGACGUACUGGGCACCGCUGCCGCCAUGAUUGUUCCUGGAGGAACCGACCAACCGGAAGUGUACCGUGUCCUUCCGCUCUGACCGGCCAGGCAACAUGGCGAGUCCGGAGUUACUGCUGGACUCCAGUAUCCGGCUGUGGGUCGUGUUACCCAUCGUGUUCAUCACCUUCUUCAGCGGCCUCCUGAGGCACCAUGUCACCCGCCUGCUGCAGGGCGAGAAGAAGACCGAGCUGGAGCCUCUGAGUGACAGUCAGGUUCUGAUCCGAAGCCGAAUCCUCCGGGAGAACGGGAAAUACAUCCCCCGGCAGUCAUUUCUCAUGAGGAAAUUCUACUUCAAUGACGCGGAGACCGGAUUCUUCAAGAAGACCAAGAGGAAAGUGAUCCAGAAGAACCCCAUGACCGAUCCCACCAUGAUGACGGAGAUGAUGAAGGGCAACCUGACCAACGUCCUCCCCAUGAUCCUCAUCGGGGGCUGGAUCAACUGGGCCUUCUCUGGCUUCCUUACAACAAAGGUUCCGUUCCCCCUGACCCUGCGAUUCAAGCCCAUGUUACAGCGGGGCAUCGAGCUGGUGUCUCUGGAUGCAUCUUGGGUUAGCUCGGCAUCCUGGUAUUUCCUCAACGUGUUUGGCCUGAGGAGUAUGUAUACACUGAUACUGGGACAGGACAAUGCUGCCGACCAGAGUCGUAUCAUGCAGGACCAGAUGACGGGAGCGGCCAUGGCUGUGCCCCAAGAUAUCAAUAAAGCCUUCAAAGCUGAAUGGGAAGCGAUGGAGAUCACAGAACAUCAAUGGGCGCUGGAGAACGUGGAGGAAGAUCUGGUCUCGAGGGACCUAAACCUGGAGUCAUAAUAAUAACUUCUGUGCAGCCAAAGAGACUUUACCCUUGUACACAGUAUUUUUCAUACAGAUUGCCAAAUUAAAGUGCAAUAAUAUAAAUAAUAUAAUGUUUGGGCCUG